Messenger RNA from Notodromas monacha, 2874 nucleotides. NCBI's taxonomy places the organism in Eukaryota, Metazoa, Arthropoda, Ostracoda, Podocopida, Cyprididae. The record is from the annotation of a GenBank genome assembly.
AUGGUUAUAGCCGAGACGAAGCAUGUUGAUCUUCGUGAAGCUAUACAAAAACAAAGCUUCAUUGGCCCGGAUGAAACAAUCGUUGAUGUUGCUCAAGUAGCACAUGCGAACAAGAAGAAAAAAUUGAGCUAUCUUUGCAUUGUGGCGAACUCGAAGUCCGAAGGAUAUCUUCUUCAGGUUAAAUUGGAUGGUGCUGUUUACAAAAAGAAACGAUCUUGGCUUCUUGAGAAUAUUCAAAGCUUUGACGGAAAAAAUUUGCGGGCGGAUAACUUGGAGCUUGAUUUUACCUCGGACAAGCCGUAUCAUUGGCUUUUUUCUGAUGCUCUUGAGCGUGACAGCUUUAUCCAUUCAGCGCACAAAGCAUGUCGGCGAUAUUGUCGGAAAAUUUGCCCCAAGUUCAUCAACGUACCAGAGCAAUUGCUUGAGAGCUUCUUGGGACCAGUUAUUGGAGAUGCCAUUGUGAAUGAGAAAGAUGCAGACGAAGAUAUGCGACUUCUCAAUUUCCAGCUGACGGAAUUGAGUGAAAGAGAAGAAGAUGAUUUGUUGCGUUUGCUUGAUGAGUGUGAAGCAUCUGGUCAGGCCGGGCUUCUGGAGGCUGAAAUUUUUUACCAGCGACUGCAGGAGGAAGCGUCACGUCUGGACGACGCAAGUUUGAAGUCCAUGGUCACUCCCACGGUCCCAGAAGGCCGCAGCGAAAGUGAAAUUGUUGUUGAUCAUCUCGAGGCUGCGGAAAAUGACGUUUCGCAGGUGUUGAAGGAGUUGGAUGAUUAUACAUCAAUCGUAUCAGCGGUGUAUAACAAAGUAAUUUUGAUUGAGGAGAAGCAACGGAUGAUACAAACGAAAAAUCAGAACAGCCGUAAAUUGAUGAUCCUUCUACAACGUUUUGUGAGUCAGUUGGACGUCGAUCCUCGAGAUCUUCAAAUUUUAUCGGAAGCCGAUUUCUCAGCGUCGGAAUCUGCUACGAAACUGUGCGCAUCAGCAGAAAACCUUAAAAUUGCACUGAGACCUAGUUUACCCCCUGGAAUGGAAAAACUAGCUGCUUAUCAGGAGCAGCGGAAGAAGCAUGAAAGAGUGAAGAAUAAGUUUUCGCAGAAACUCCAGUUGCACCUUCGAAAUAUGUUCACGCAUUUGACAAGCAUGAGUAUCGAAGGCGGAGUUGUGCGACCUGUGGAAGAGCUCUCCCUUGCUGGACAUUCGGCAAUCCAUCGCCUGCUUAGGCCAUACACCCAUUUGUCCCUUUGGUUGAAAGAUGCAGACCCUCCUGCGCACGAGGAUUUAAUCAAAGAAUACGCAAAAUCAGUUUCUCGAUUAUAUGACCGAGACAUAAAACAGUUUUUCUUGGAUGCGAGGAAAGCGAUUGGGGCCAAAGGGCGUGGUGGACGAUGGGAAAAUGCUGAUUUCAGUGGAGUUUCUGGAGCUCAGCAACUGGUUUCUGAGGGAGUGAGGGGACUCAUAAGAGGUGCAAAAACAGUUUCUGGUGCCGUGAGUUCGCCGUCUCAAGCGGGGGCAUCGAUGAUGUCGGGAAUCACGAAUUCCCGGCCUCCUUACGAAUCGCAGCUUCUGGGUCUUGACUCCGAACAAUUCAUGGUUGGGUCGGCUGAUGAUGUUGCUAGAAGAGAAGUCUUCGAUCAAAUGCUGGAUCGGCUGUUGAGUGAGCUUCAACCAGUGUGUCUCGCUGAGCAAAACUUCUGCAUGAAAUUUUUCCGCCUUGGUGGACCGGUGUCCAGUACAUCCAUGAGUUCAUCCAUUUCUCAGGGCUCUUUGGCGUCAACUGCAACUCUAGGACUUGUUGGACCUAUUACUGGCAGCAGAAAAGGAAGCUUACACACGUUGGAUGUAGGAGAUGGAAAUUCGGGACUUUUUCAUGGGAACAAUUCUUCGCAGGAUUCCAAAGUGAUGACCCAAGAACUGCGGAAACUAAUGGCAGCAUUGUUCCCAAAUCUGAGUGAAGAACUCGGUAAUUUUAUCCAGUUCUACUCGGACAAAGUUGAUGGAUUUAAUUCCAUGGUCCUUCUCGUCGGAUUGAGUGAACAUGUGUUGAAGGCGCAAGACACAGGCUCCUUUUUGUCUGUGACUUUUGGAUCGGCUCUCAUUCAAGCCAAACGCAGUCUGGAUAAGUUUAUGCAAGCCCAGCUAAGAAGCUUGGCGGAAUUCAAACCGAAGAACGCCAGAAAACUAGGAAUUCUUCCGUUCAUCCGAAAUUUCGAGAGCUUGGUGCGAACGUCGGAAGGCAUUUAUGGGGAUUGCCCGAGGAGGGCUGACUUGGAUAAGUGGUACGCCUUCCUUGUAGAAAAGAUCUUUGAGACCGUAGAACGUUUGGCGUCGAGUGAGAAAGUGACGCAUUCGAGAACGUACACGGGUGAUGUCGCACGUAUGGAGAACUAUUGGUACCUUUGGUCCGUGUUGUCGCAAGUAAAGAUAGCUGCGCUCGAAGGAGAACGGAAGAAAUCCAAAGAACUUUACAAUGAAGCUUUGCAUCGUUAUGUUGUUGAACAUUUCGGGCAACCGUUGGAGAAGUUGAAUACGUUUUUUGAAGGAGUACUGGCGUUGGUCGCCGGAGGAGUAAGAGAAGAGGAAGUAUGUUUCAGAGUAGCAUACUCGAAAUCGGAACUGCGCAAAGUUGUUGCCCUUUAUCCACCAAAAGAAGUACACAAAGGGUUGGAAAAUCUUUACGUGGGUUUGCAGAGGAAGCUUUCAGUUGAAGCAAAUUUGAUGCAGGUUGUGUGGCGUGGGAUGCAAGAAGAGUUUCUCAAUCAAUAUAAGGCUAUUGAAGACUUGAUUCAACGAUGUUACCCGGAUUCCCGCAUCCAGCUCGAAUUCACUGUGGAAGAUAUUUUGAAAUUUUUCUCCGAGAUUGCCCAGAAGCACAGUUGA